AGUAGAAGGAGCUCUUUCAGUCUCACCUCAUCAGAAGCCAAACAUACACAAACAUGGCGAUAACCGAGGCAGAGCAGAUGCUGUCCUCUCCCUUAUUAUGCCUCCUGCUCCUGGCGCUUCCAGGACUCUCCUCAUCGACCCUCCAUCUUCCCCCGGAGCAGCGCCACUCGCGCCCCCAGAACACAGGCUUUUUCACCCUGCGAGCGGAGGAGCGCUUCAUCGCGGGGAAUAGCGGCGCGGCGGCUCCGGCCGCCCACCGGGAGCACCGCAGCCCACGGAGCGCUGCCCAGGCGGCCAUGCCGAAGGUGUACGGACAGGCCAACCUGAACGACUCUCAUAACCAGAUGGUGGUUCACUGGGCUGGAGAGAAGAGCAAUGUCAUCGUAGCCUUGGCUCGAGACAGCGCAGCAGCGACUGGACCCAAAACCAGUUCUGUCUACGUGUCGUAUGAUUACGGAAGGACGUUCGCCAUGAUGUCAGCCAAGUUCAAGCUCUCGGAAGCAAAAAGCAGCAACGGCAGCAAGCAGGUCAUCUCCCAGUUCUACCACAGCCCUGCGGACAACCAGAGGUAUCUGUUUGUGGACUCUACCAACAACUUCCUGUGGAACACCUUCGACUUCUGUCAGACGGUCCAGGGUUUCCCCAUCCCCUUCAAACCCACUGACCUGCUGCUUCACUCCAGCCAGCCUAACCUGGUGCUCGGAUACGACGGCUCUCAUCCCAGCAAACAGCUGUGGAAGUCAGACGACUUCGGGGAGACAUGGGUGUUGAUCCAAGAACAUGUGAAGACCUACUUUUGGGGUGUGGAUCCGUACGACCCCCCCACCACGGUGCUGGUCCAGAGGCACGAGCCGCAGGGCGUCUCCACCGUCCUGAGCAGCACCGACUUCUUCCAGAGCGAGCAGAACCGGAAAGUGAUUCUGGAGCAGGUGGACAGCUUCCAGCUCCGAGACAAGUACAUGUUUGCUACAACCACCAGGAAACUAUUGGGCAGCCGUACCCCCUCCUCCGUUCAGCUCUGGGUCUCCUACAACCGUCAGCCAAUGAAAGCAGCCCAGUUUAUGACCCGCCAUCCCAUCACGGAAUACUACAUCGCAGAUGCAUCCGAGGACCAGGUGUUUGUGUGCGUCAACCACAUAAACAACGCCACGCACCUCUACAUCUCCGACACGCAGGGCCUGUCCUUCUCCCUGUCGCUGGAGAACGUUCUCUACUACAGUCCUGAGGGCUCGGGCAGCAACACACUCAUCAGGUACUUCGCCAACGAGCCUUUUGCAGACCUGCAUCGGGUGGAGGGGCUCCGAGGAAUCUUCAUCGCCACGCUCAUCAACGGGUCGGUCAGCGAGGACAACAUGCGCUCCGUCAUCACGUUUGACAAGGGGGGGACAUGGGAGCUGCUGCAGGCGCCGGCCGCUGACAGCCUGGGAGGGACCGUGGACUGCCAGCUCAGCAAAGGCUGCUCUCUCCACCUGGCCCAGCGCUGGAGCCAGCUGUUCAACAUCCAGCUGAGGAGGAUGCCCAUUUUAUCCAAGGACUCUGCACCUGGACUCAUCAUGGCCACAGGAUCCGUUGGCAGGAAUCUGGCCAACAAGCCCAACGUUUACGUAUCGAGCAGCGCUGGAGCUCGCUGGAAAGAGGCUCUGGCUGGCCCUCAUUUCUAUACUUGGGGGGACCACGGGGGUAUCCUGAUGGCCAUUACACAGGGAGGCGCCACCAAACAUCUCAAGUUUAGCACCAACGAAGGAGAGACGUGGACCGAGUUCCAGUUCUCGGAGAAGGAGGUGUACGUGUACCAGCUUCUGACGGAGCCGGGGGAGAAGAGCACCAUCUUCACCAUCUUCGGCUCGUAUGCUGAGCAGAGGCACAGCUGGCUCAUCCUGCAGGUCAACACCUCGGAUGUUCUGGGUGUCCCGUGUUCAGAGGCCGACUACAAGCGCUGGUCUCCUUCAGACGAACAUGGAAACGAGUGUCUGCUGGGCAGAGAGGUGACCUUCAAGAGGAGAGCUCCUCACGCCACCUGCUUCAACGGGGAGGACUUUGAUCGCCCCGUCACCGUCUCCAACUGCUCCUGCACGCGGCAGGACUACGAAUGUGACUAUGGCUUUAAGCUCAGCGAGGACCUGUCUCUUCAGGUGUGCGUACCGGACCCAGAGUUCCUUGGAGACCUGUACGCUCCUCCGGUCCCUUGUCCCGUUGGGACCACCUACCGUCGCAGCAAAGGCUACAGGAAGGUACCGGGGGACAGCUGCAGCGGAGGAGACGUGGAAGCCAGGCUGGAUGGAGAGAUGCUGCCUUGUCCUGUCGGAGAGAGUAACGAGUUCAUCCUGUACGCCGUGAGGAACUCCAUCCACCGCUACGACCUGGCUACAGGCACCGACCAGGCCCUGCCGCUGGCCGGCCUCAGGGAAGCUGUGGCUCUGGACUUUGACUACGACAGGAACUGCCUGUACUGGGCCGACAUCUCGCUGGACACCAUCCAGCGUCUGUGUCUGAACGGCAGCACGGGUCAGGAGGUCAUAGUCAGGAAAGACUUGCAGAAUGUGGAGGCCCUGACCUUUGACCCCAUCAGCAGGCUGCUCUACUGGGUAGACGCUGGAGCCCAGAAGAUAGAGGUUUCUAAUCCUGAUGGCGACCUGCGUCACACUCUGCUCAACUCCACCGUCCUGGAGCAUCCGAGAGCUCUGGUUCUGCUGCCUGCAGAAAGCAUGAUGUUCUGGACUGACUGGGGAGACCGGGCCGCCGGCGUCUACCGCGGCUUCAUGGACGGGACCAACGUGUCCUGCAUAGUGUCUGAAGGCGUCCGCUGGCCCAACGGGAUCACCGCCGACGACCAGUGGCUGUACUGGACCGAAGCUUACAGCGACCGCAUCGAGAGGGCCAACUUCGACGGGGGGCAGAGGAGCGUUCUGAUGGAGGGGCUGCCCCAUCCGUACGCCAUCGCCGUCUUCAAGAACGACCUGUACUGGGAUGACUGGUCAAGGAUGGGAAUCUUCAAAGCUCCAAAGGCUGGAUCUCAGAACAAUGAGCUGAUUGUUGGCCGACUGACUGGAGUUAUGGAUCUGAAGAUCUUCUCUAAAGGGAAGAACCGAGGACAUAACGCCUGCGCCGACCAGCCGUGCAGCUUGCUGUGUCUGCCACAGCCCAGCCACAGACACACCUGCGUUUGUCCGGACGGCGCUCCCACCGUCACCACGCCCAGCGGGGAGCUGCAGUGCCUGUGUCCCUCUGGUUACCGGCUCCAAAACAACACCUGCAUCAAGAUCGAGCACAGCUGCUUGCCCAAUCAGUACCGCUGCUCCAACGGCCGCUGCAUCAACAGCAUCUGGAAGUGCGACAGCGACAACGACUGUGGAGACAUGAGCGACGAGCAGGAGUGUCCGACGACCACCUGUGACCCGUCCAACCAGUUCCGCUGCGUGGCCUCGGGCUCCUGCAUCCCGCUGGCCUUCAAAUGUGACCACGAAGACGACUGUGGAGACAACAGUGACGAGGAGCACUGUGAGUCUCACCAGUGUGGCCCGGGAGAGUUCACGUGCGCACGAGGGGUUUGCAUCCGUGAUGCUUGGCGCUGCGAUGGAGACAACGACUGCAGAGACUGGUCCGAUGAAGCCAACUGCACAGUGGGCCACCAUACAUGUGAACCGAGCAGCUUCCAGUGUCACACAGGCCACUGUAUUCCACUGCGCUGGAAGUGUGACGGAGAUGAUGACUGUCAGGACAACUCUGAUGAGGAUCCUCAGUACUGCGAGGGAACCCAGUGUAAAGGUUUCCUGUGCUCCAACGGCACCUGCCUUCCAGCUAAGGCUCACUGCAAUGGCAUCCGCGACUGUCCUGAUGGGGCGGACGAGCACAGCUGUGAUCCGCUGUGUACUCGCUACAUGGAGUUUGUCUGUAAGAACCGAGCGCAGUGCCUCUUCCAGUCUCUGGUCUGCGACGGCAUCAAGCACUGUGAAGACGGUUCUGAUGAGGACGCCGGGUACGCCGGAUGUGUUACGCCGUCUGAGUUUGGCAAAGUGUGCGAUUCCUACACGUUUGAGUGCGCUAACGGAAUGUGCGUGAGCCUGGAUUGGAAGUGCGACGGCAUGGACGACUGCGGGGAUUACUCUGACGAAGCCAACUGCGCUGCUCCCACCGAGAUGCCGGGCUGCUCCAGGUAUUUCCAGUUUGAAUGCAGGAACGGUCACUGUAUUCCUACGUGGUGGAAGUGCGAUGGAGAGAACGACUGUGGCGACUGGUCGGACGAGGCCCAGUGCACAGGGGGCGCCACUCCGCACGCUGCGACCUCUGGGCCCAUCACCUGCGCCCCAAACCGUUUCCACUGCGGCACAGGAGCUUGUAUCAUUAACACCUGGGUCUGUGACGGCUACGCCGACUGUCCUGACGGCAGCGAUGAGCUCGGAUGUCCCACAGCAGCUAACAGCUCCAUGACGGCGGGCCCUCCCCCGGCCCCCGGACGCUGCGGUCAGGGGCAGUUCCAGUGCAAUCACCCCCCCCACUGCAUCCAGGAGUGGCUGCGCUGCGACGGCCACCCGCACUGCCAGGACGGCUCGGACGAAGCCAACUGCCCCACCCAGCAGUCUCUGUUCUGCAUCAACGGGACUCGCUGUUCCGACGGCGAAGCCUGCGUUCUGGACAGCGAGCGGUGCGACGGCUACCUGGACUGUUCGGAUCACAGCGAUGAAGAGAACUGCACCGUGGACACGCGUGCCUACAAAGUCCAGAACCUCCAGUGGACCCCGGACUUCUCCGGAGCCGUUACUGUGACCUGGUCACGCCCCAAAAACCUGCCCCUGAACUCCUGCUACUUCCUGGUCUACUACAGGCUGGUGGGGACACAGCAGUGGACCAGCAUGGACACCCACAGCAACAAAACCAGCUACAGGCUGACCGUGCUGAAGCCAGACACCACCUACCAGGUGAAGGUGCUCACUCAGUGCCUCAACAAGCUGCACAAGACCAACGAGAUGAUCACCAUCAGGACGCCGGAGGGAUUGCCCAACCCUCCCAGACACCUGCAGCUGACGUGCGACCGAGGCGAGGACGGGACGGUGAAGGUCAGCUGGAGCCCACCUGACAGCGGACGCGGUCUGAUCAGAGAGUACAUCGUGGAGUACAGCCAGGACGGCCUUCCUGACUGGACGUCUCAGAGAUGCAGCUCAGCUGGAACCGAGGUGAAGGAGCUGCAGCCGGACAUCCUGUACAGAUUCAGGGUGGCUGCAGUGACCAGUCGAGGUGUUGGAAACUGGACGGACAUUAAAUCCAUCAUCCCCCAGAAAGCUCUGCCUCCUCCCUCAGUCAAAGCCACCAACAUCUCCUCCAGCUCCAUCUCUCUGUCCUUCAGCCUGAGCUCCCGCUCUGAGCUGCAGUAUUUCAUGGUGGUUCUCUUCUGGCAGUUUGACUCUCACGUGAAGGAGAGUCAUCAGUACAACGUCACACAGGGACAGUUUCAAGCCACAAACCUGACAGCGGGGACGGUGUACGAGGUGUCUGUGUGGGCUCACACCAGCGUAGGAGACAGCCCCACCGCGCUGUCCCACUACCAGACCGCAGGCACCCAGCCGGAGCGCCCCUUCCUCAAAGCCAAGGCUCUCAACCAGACGGCGGUGGAGUGUAGCAUCAACAGCGGCAGCAGCGCCGCUUCCUUGGUGUACAGUGUUUUUUAUGCCACCUCCUUCCUGGAUCUGUAUCGCAGUCCCCAUCAGGUCCGAAGCACGUCCCCCAGCCUCACGGUGACGGUGGACAGCGAUGAGCAGUUUCUCUUCCUGGCUCGGGUCGUCUCUCCUUUCCUGGGUCCUCCCUCUGAAUACGCCGUGGUCAAAAUGAUUCCCGACGAGCGGCUCCCGCCCCGCAACCUGCACCGCGUGCGCGUGGACAAAACGCAGGCCACGCUGAAGUGGCAGCCGCCCUACGACACGCCGGACGCUCCUCUGACGUAUGUGAUCCACGUGAAGGACGUGAUCCGUAAGGCGGAGCGGGACUAUAAGCUGACCUCCAGGAACAACACGGUGGAGUACCUGCUGAAAGGGCUGGAGCCCGGAGGAAGGUACAGCGUCUCCGUCCGCCUGCGCAACAUGACCAAGGAGGCCAGCUUCAACCUGAACACAGUUCCACUUUCUGCUCCUGAAGCCUUGAAGAUUCUGACAGAAAACGACCACAUCUUCCUGUUCUGGAAGAGCCUGGCCGUCCGGGAGAAGGGCUUCAACGAGAGCAGGGGAUAUGAAGUGCGGAUGUCUGACAGCGAGACCAACCAGACGUCGUACCUGGGAAACACGACAGAGACCUACUUCCGCAUCAACAGCCUGCUGGCGGGACACAACUACACCUUCUCAGUGCAGGCCAGCUGCCUGCUGGGGGGCCAGCUGUGUGGGGAGCCCGCACUCCUGCUUUAUAACCCUCAGACAGGCAGCAGCGAUGCGUCCCGCGCUGAGAGCCACUCCAGGGAUAUGGCGUCAGUGGUGGUUCCCGUCCUCUUCCUGCUGUUGGUGGUGGUAGGCGGCGGCUUGGUGGCGCUCUACAUCCGACACCGCCGCUUGCAGAACAACUUCACCGCCUUCGCCAACUCCCACUAUAACUCUCGCCUGGGCUCUGCCAUCUUCUCCUCUGGGGAUGAAUUAGGCGAUGAUGAUGAAGAUGCUCCAAUGAUCAGCGGAUUCUCCGACGACGUCCCCAUGGUCAUUGCAUAGCUGGCCAUCCCCUCGUACAUCGGAGCACCCAGAAACAUCCCGCCAUCUCGGAUCCAUCGGUGGGAAUCCACCCGCUUGGCAGGAAACAUGAAGGAAAACGGGGGAAAAAAUAUAAAUAUUUUUCAAGGAUACGAUGCACUUUUUUUGGAUGCGCAAUAACUUAUUUUUCUAAUGUUAAAUGUUUGUGUUUGUGGGCUCAGACUUGAUGGGGGCGGGGGGAGCGGAAACCGAAGCAAGCUGUGAAGGAUCAGAGUUCGUCCUGGGAAUGACUCCUUUUUGGAAUUUCAGCUCUGUUCGUCGGAGCCGUUUAUUGCUUAAAGCCAAAAUAAGCAUUCAAACUGGAAUAAAGAAUGCAAAAACACAGAACAACAUAGAAAAAGAGAAAUAUAUUAAAAUAGUCUUACGCUGUAAACAUGAGUUAAAAAGCUUGUUCAUCAGGUCAGAAACACGUCUUUGAAUAGUACAGUUAUGUGCUGUACUAUCUGAGCAGGUGUGAUAUUGGCGUCCCUGGCCGGGCAGCUGGGGAAUUUCACUGUGGAUUAUGGACAGAAUGUUCCCCUGAAACACCUUUCCUUUCCAGCACCAGCGCACCGUUCUCUAGAGCCAAACCCACGUCAGGAUCCGAGCGCAGCCAAGCUCAUCGUCACUGUUUGUAAAUAUUUGCUUUUAAUUUCCUCUCCUUGCAAUGCUGCACUGUACCGUUUGUAAAAUGUUUGUUUUUAUGUUUAAAUCGUUCAGGAUAAGAGGGGUUUGUUGUCCCCAGCGUUUGUCGUAGCUGUGGUCACAGGGGAAGUUUGUUUGGGGUUCUCAGGGAACAGUGAGAGCAGACGCCGGCGCUGGGGGCGGCACCCCCCGGUUACCAUGACUGGUCUGGAUUCAAAGGAGCCGGUUUGAACUGGGAGCUGUG
Messenger RNA from Cyprinodon tularosa, 7590 nucleotides. It is a transcript of the gene sorl1, whose product is annotated as sortilin-related receptor, L(DLR class) A repeats containing. The record is from RefSeq and is a predicted model, not a curated record. The coding region runs from base 54 to 6683 and encodes 2209 amino acids. The transcript has 48 exons. Gene Ontology annotation, cellular component: Golgi apparatus; membrane. NCBI's taxonomy places the organism in Eukaryota, Metazoa, Chordata, Actinopteri, Cyprinodontiformes, Cyprinodontidae. Gene Ontology annotation, molecular function: protein binding. Gene Ontology annotation, biological process: protein retention in Golgi apparatus; protein targeting to lysosome; post-Golgi vesicle-mediated transport.